CCCACAUCGACAAAUGGCUUCACCAGAUUAUCCAUCACCAUAACGUCCUGAUUUGCGCUUUACACACGAUCGCUCUUGUAUUUUUCUCCUUUGGGCGCGUCAAACUCAGACUGCGAUAAUGGGUGAAGGAACAGAUCUCGAUGGCGACACGAACAUGGAGGCCAUCUCUCCAACGACUCGGACUUUACCUCUAAAAGCGCCUUCGCUUGAGCGCAUCGACAGUCUCGCAUCUAUGGAAUCGCGCGUGGAUCCUGAUGCCCAGACAACUGUGACGGACUUUCUCGAUUUCACCGAUUAUCUACCUUCCGACAUCGUGCGAUCCCUUACCCUUAUCGGCCAACUCGACCAAACCUAUGCGACUGCUUCCCACAAGGUUCACGAUUUGACAGCAAUAUGGGGCCGAUUACCAACACUUCCCCAAGAGGAGCGCCCGGCGCCGGUUCAACUGAGGGCAGACAUCUCUGAACAGCUGGAGCAAGCCAUCAACUCUCGCACCUUCGCCCAUGCUGAAGCUAUCAGAAUGUCCGAGAACAUAAAUCGGCACUACGCCAAGGCCAAAGUUUUACUCUCCAAACUACGGAAGAUGAGAGACAACUAUCCAACAGAAGAACCCAAGAGUCCUGUUCAAUCGAAAUCGCCACAAUUAGCAAGGAGCAAGGCGCCGAACAAAGCUGCUGGUGAUGGCCAGAAGCCUCGUCGUCCACAAGUUCCUAGAAUUAUUGUACCCGGCGAAAUACAGGCGCCGUACGAUCUUGACUAUGACUCUUACACCGACGAAAGCGAAGUAAGCUCAGAUGAAGACUCUGAUACACCCGCGCCAAAUCGACGAACGCCUGCUCCUGGGGCGCGAAUCAAGGUCGUUACUACUAAACCACCCAAGACACCAAAUCGGCUUGCUCGUCCGGUCACAUAUGCUACGCCAGCUCUGAGCCAAGCGGCUGCCGCUAACAACGCCGCUCUGCUUCAGCCUCCGCCUGAAGAUGCAGUUGUGGGCAGUCCUGAUGCCCCAUGGCUACAGCUCACUCAAUAUGAAUUGGCCAAGUUGCGGAAACGUAUGAAGAAGAAUGCAACAUGGACUCCCAGCGAGACCAUGAUCGCUCGCGAGCUCAAAGCUCUAGGACGUGGUCCUGAUGCAUAUCAUGAGGCCAGAAAAAAGGCUGAAGAUGAAGGAGAAUCCUUCGAACCUCCAGUCCCCAAGCCGGUUGUAGACUCCGAAUCUGGGGAGAAACAACUUCCGGCCGGUGCCAUGAGUGUCGAGGUACUCGAGGCUGAAGAGGUCCCGACCAGCAACAGAGGUAUGAAACUAAACGAGGCCAAGAAAUUAAAGAGGGAUAGAGAUCUUGCAAAGAUGGCAGCAGAGGAAGCAGAGGAAUCUGCAAGGAAAAUGAACGAAGCUGCAAAGUUGUUUCUCGGGAACGGAAACAAUAACAGCAACAACAAUGGAAACCAAGGAACUCCAAAGACGCCAACGUCUGAGACCCCCAAAGAGACUCCAAAGCCCGCAAAAACCCGAGCUGCAUCGCGGUCGACCAAACGAAAAAGGGAGCCGGAGCCGGAGGAACCCAACAACAGCAACGGGAGUGCUGAAAAGACGGAAAACCAGUCCCUACGGCCUCAGGCCAAGCGAGCCAAAACCGAGACGCCAGUCCCACCGCCUCGUCAGCUUACUUUGAAUAAGGGCCCAAGUCCUGAGCAGGCAUUAUCCGCGCCUACAGCGCCCGGCGGUCUGCCUGCGGCGCAACACGCACAAACGCCCGUUCCCAUACCUAUCCCUGGCAGGACCACAAGAGGAUCGGUAAAGUCUCCAACACCAAGUCCUGCUACAGCGUCUGCUACAGGACCUUCCAAACCCCCUCCUCAACAGACUCCAGUUCCCCUACCAUUGACAGAAACCAGAAAGUCUGUGACUCCUGUACUGCCUCCAGUGAGAGAGAAUAGUAAAAGAGAGACCCGAGGUGAGGCAGCAAAGCGAACACAGCAGGCACAACAGCAAGCAGAAUUACCGCCGCCUCAAGUGAUCCCGACGAUUCCGGAGAUAUCUGAAGACGAGCCUCUCAAAACUGAGCAGAACUCAUCCCCGGCACCUCAGCUCCAACAUGUACAAAUUGCUCUUGCUCCCCCAACAUCCCCCCCUCCCCCUCCUCCACCGUCGCUCUCUCAACUUGCUCCCGAAGCAGCAAGUAAGACAGUAAACAAACAAGUUCCUUCUCGAGCGCCUACUCCUAGAUUGACUCCUGGCCCCGAAGGUCUUGCCAUACGCCGGCCCAGCUCUCGAGGUAAAGCUGCGAGUCAAGAGCCGCAGCCUUCGUUAGCUGCGGAUCGGCCACGACGAGCGAGCACCGCUCGCAACACACCUGCUCCUGAGCCUCGACCACCGAAGCGAACCAAGCGGCCUGCUCCUGGAAUUGUUAGCACCACCAAAAGCGGCGGUAACAGCGCUGUGGGUAAACGAAAGGCGCCACCGAAGAAGAAGGCUCGCGCGAAGAAGGACAAGGGGUCUGUCGAGGUCGAGCUGGAGGAUGUUGACGAUGACGGGAACCCGAUUGACCCAGACGAGCCGAAGUAUUGUCUCUGUAACAGAGUCAGCUUUGGCACAAUGAUUGCUUGCGAAAAUGCCGACUACUGUAAGCAGGAAUGGUUUCACCUCGAAUGUGUCGGCCUCGAAGAGGUACCUGCCCGAACGACUAAGUGGUACUGUCCUGAGUGCCGAAUUAAGCUCAACAUUGGUGAGAAGGGCGAGGUCAGCGCCCGUGGUGUCAAGAAGUAGGCAGUCGUGAUGGCAACGGGGGGUCCUGGGGUCCAUAAGAACCAGUGUGGAUGGCGUACGAUGGAGGACGGAUUUCAAUGUUUUUGGGCUCCUUUUGAGCUCUGGGAGAUAAUACCCUGGUGUUUAUGUAGAAUCAUGCUUAAAUGUAGCCGUCGAUAACAGACAUGGGCAAAGGACGGUUUUCUCGUCAAUGCUAUGGACGCAGGCUCCAUAGGACUUAAUAUCAC
Messenger RNA from Fusarium oxysporum Fo47, 2994 nucleotides. RefSeq lists its product as uncharacterized. Lineage: Eukaryota; Fungi; Ascomycota; Sordariomycetes; Hypocreales; Nectriaceae. Gene Ontology annotation, biological process: regulation of DNA-templated transcription. Bases 119 to 2767 code for a protein of 882 amino acids. The transcript has 2 exons. Gene Ontology annotation, cellular component: nucleus; Rpd3L-Expanded complex; Rpd3L complex. The record is from RefSeq and is a predicted model, not a curated record.